This is a messenger RNA of Arachis duranensis, 906 nucleotides long. RefSeq names its product transcription factor RF2b. The transcript has 5 exons. Gene Ontology annotation, molecular function: DNA-binding transcription factor activity. The record is from RefSeq and is a predicted model, not a curated record. Bases 1 to 906 code for a protein of 301 amino acids. NCBI's taxonomy places the organism in Eukaryota, Viridiplantae, Streptophyta, Magnoliopsida, Fabales, Fabaceae. Gene Ontology annotation, cellular component: nucleus. Gene Ontology annotation, biological process: regulation of DNA-templated transcription.
AUGUCGUUCUCACACCACCGUCGAACUCAAUCGGAGCUUCAUGUCCGAAUCCCCGACGAAUUUGAUCUUGAUCUCGAUAUGGAUCCCGUAUCCGACCACCAACUACCUCCGUUCUCACCUGCCUCUGCCACCGUGCCGCCCAUUGUGGAUAUCAGUAAAACCACCGUGAGGCCUGGUCACCGGCGCAGCAACUCGGCGGACGGCACCUCUUCUUCUUCAUUGUUGUUGGAAGGCAUUGAGGCCAAGAAGGCCAUGUCCCCUGACAAGCUCGCUGAAUUGUGGACUGUUGAUCCCAAGCGAGCCAAGAGGAUUUUGGCCAACCGUAAAUCGGCGGCCCGUUCAAAGGAGAGGAGAGCUUGUUAUGUGGUGGAGCUUGAGAGAAAAAUUCAGGUUCUUCAAACAGAAGCAACUACUCUUUCAGCCCAAUUAAAUCUUUUUCAGAGAGAUACAACUGGUUUGACUACUGAAAAUACUGAACUUAGGCUACGCUUACAAGCUAUGGAGCAACAAGCUAAGUUAUGUGAUGCUCUGAAUGAAGCACUGAAAAAAGAAGUUGAUAGACUCAAGAUUGCUACUGGAGAGAUGGUAACUCGUCCCAAUUCGAAUAGUUUGGCAAUGCAUCGGCCUUCAUAUUCUCAAGCUCCUUUCUUCUCGUUUCAAUCGCAACAUUUUGCAGGCGAACUUCACACCAUGCAAAUGCCUCCUUUGCAUCCACUGUCGCCUAAUAUGUCUUCCCCUCGACCGCUGAUUGAUGUAACUACUCCAUACAAUUUGUCAAACAUGUUGCCAAGUGAUCAUGUUCCUGUUGGCCAAUUUCAGGUGCUAGACAUAAGUCAUCCGAUCCCUCAUGUUCUGAUUCAUGAUGGUCCCUCCAUUUCUGUUAAUAAAAUCAACGAUGCCUUUUGA